CCCCCCUCUGGGUAACUCAGUAAGAAGCUGCAAAGGGUGUGGACCUGUGUGCAGCUAGGAGUUUGAGAAGAGAGCAGGACAGACUGAGUGGCUGACCAAGGUUGCCAUCCAGCCUCCCCAUGGACCUCCUGGGCCCAUGGACCCUCCUGUUGGCCUCCUUUCUCUUCUGCUUGCUGUUCCUCUCAGCAUGGAAGAAGAGAGAGAAGCUGCCGCCUGGACCGACUCCGCUGCCCUUCAUUGGGAACCUGCUGCAAGUCAACACAAAGGACAUGUAUCAGUCGCUGAUGAAGAUCCGUGAGAAAUAUGGUCCUGUCUUCACCAUCCACUUAGGGCCCCGCCGUGUUGUGGUCUUGUGUGGAUACGAUGCCGUGAAGGAGGCCCUGGUGGACCAGGCGGAAGAGUUCGGUGGCCGUGGAAAGCAAGCCACGUUUGACUGGCUUUUCCAGGGUUACGGGCUUGGCUUCAGCAACGGGGAACGGGCCAAACAGCUACGACUAUUUUCCAUUACGACGCUGAGGAAUUUUGGGAUGGGAAAGAGAUCCGUCGAAGAGCGGAUCCUGGAGGAGACCCACUUCCUGCUGGAAUCCCUGAGGGAAACAAAAAGCGCACCCUUUGACCCCACCUACACCCUGAGCCGCACGGUCUGCAACAUCAUCAGCUCCAUCGCCUUUGGCGACCGCUUUGAAUACGAAGAUCAGGAGUUCCACUCCUUGCUGAGUAUGAUGCUGGGUAGCUUACAGUUCACUUGCACCUCUUGGGGACAGCUCUAUGACAUGUUCUCGGGCGUCAUGCAGUACCUGCCUGGCCCACAACAUAAAGCCUUCAAGCAGCUCUUAGGGUUGGAGGAGUUCAUCAUGAGGAAGGUAAAAGCCCAAGAGGAGACCCUGGACCCCAACGCCCCUCGGGAUUUCAUUGACUGCUUCCUGGUGAAAAUGCAGCAGGAGAAGGAAAACACAAACACAGAGUUCUUCCUAAAGAACCUGGUUAUGACGACCCUCACCAUUUUCUUCGCUGGCACAGAAAGUAUCAGCACCACUUUGCGCUAUGGCUUCCAGCUUCUGCUGAAAUACCCGGAGGUUGAAGAGAAAGUCCACGAAGAGAUUGAACGGGUGAUUGGCUCGAAUCGCACUCCCAACAUGGAUGACCGUCCCCUGAUGCCCUACACGGAAGCUGUGAUCCACGAGAUCCAGAGAUUCACUAACAUGUUCCCCUCCGGAGUAGCAAGAUGUGUGACCCGUGAUACCCAGUUCCGGGGAUACACCAUUCCCAAGGGGACUGAAGUGUUUCCCAUGCUUGGGUCUGUGCUGAGAGACGCCCAACACUUUGCAAGACCAGACGUGUUUGACCCCCAACAUUUCCUGGAUGAGAAUGGGCAGUUCAAGAAGAAUGAAGCUUUUAUGCCUUUCUCUGUUGGGAAGCGCUAUUGCUUAGGGGAACAACUAGCCCGGAAGGAGCUCUUCCUCAUCUUCACCAGCAUCCUGCAGAACUUCCGCUUCAAAUCGCCCAUCCCACCUGAACAGAUCGACAUCUCUCCCAUGCUGGUUGGCUUUGUCACCAUCCCACGUUUUUAUGACAUGUGUGCCAUUCCCCUCUAAAAUGGGGUUUUAGAGUUUUUAGGGGUUUUUGAAUGUUUUAUGUUGUU
Messenger RNA from Podarcis muralis (Common wall lizard), 1642 nucleotides. Its product is annotated as cytochrome P450 2A13-like. Gene Ontology annotation, molecular function: arachidonate epoxygenase activity; heme binding; oxidoreductase activity, acting on paired donors, with incorporation or reduction of molecular oxygen, reduced flavin or flavoprotein as one donor, and incorporation of one atom of oxygen. Gene Ontology annotation, cellular component: intracellular membrane-bounded organelle; cytoplasm. Lineage: Eukaryota; Metazoa; Chordata; Lepidosauria; Squamata; Lacertidae. The record is from RefSeq and is a predicted model, not a curated record. Gene Ontology annotation, biological process: epoxygenase P450 pathway; xenobiotic metabolic process.